AUGAAAUGGACAAAAACGAAUCCAGAAUUGCCCAACCUUGAGCGAGGUUUGUCUGUAAUUAUAUUCUUUUCAAAAAUAAUAAUUUUUCAGAUAUUCAGCGAAUUUUGGAGUUGAUGGAGCACGUGCAGAAGACGGGCGAGAUCACAUCCCCAAAGUUGGCAACUCUCCAGCAAAUCCUCCAGUCCGACUUUUUCAACGCCGUCAGGGAGGUCUACGAGAGCGUCUACGAGACUGUCGAUCUUGAAGGACCAGCCGAGGUUUGUUUUUUUCUUUCUCUUUCAUUUGAUUUCAUCAUUUAUUCCAUUCUGUGACAAAACUUCAAGACAAAUAAAAAAACACUAUUAUUAUUUUUUUAUCAGGCUCGAGCUGCUGCCACGGCAAAAGCGACAGUGGCAGCUUUCGCCGCAGCCGAAGGCCACGCCCACCCUCGUAUCGUCGAACUUCCGAAAACGGACCAGGGCCUCGGUUUCAAUGUAAUGGGAGGCAAGGAACAGAACUCGCCAAUCUACAUUUCUAGGUAAUCCUGUUAUUCCUUGUAUCAAAAAACAAUCGCAUCAUUUUAGAAUAAUUCCUGGCGGGGUUGCGGACAGACAAGGCGGCUUGAAACGCGGCGAUCAGCUCGUGGCUGUUAAUGGAGUAGUGAGUUUAUCGAUGAUUCAAAUUUUUCGUGAUAAAGUCUACAUAAAAAAUCAGAGAAAAAAACGGUCUCUCUAAGUUAAGUGUGUUCCAUACGCUAGCCUGCCGUUAGCUUCUGGUAAUUGUACUGCUUGUCUCACGUAAACUGACAAGAGAUUUAUCGUUGGGGCGCGCUUUCCACACCCCUUAAAUUCAUUUUUUUUUCCUUCUAUCUUCUCGCACAUUGGUAACGCCAAAAGGACGUGCUCUUGACGUUUCAGAACAUUUCUAAGAAUCACCUAAGAAUGCUGACGCUACUAAAGUGGUCACUAGAAAUGCCCGUACACGUCCGUUUUCCGUUACCAAUGGCCGAGUUUUUUCUUCUCUUUAUAAGUUUUUUCAUGCCCAUUCCGAAGGGAUUCCGCAAAAUUUAAAAAAGUGGUCAGACAGUGAGGAGCGAUUUCAGCCAUUGUAAAUUUACUGUCAUUUCAUUCCUCCUUUGCAAUUCACACACAAAAAAAAAGCCCUCAGCUGCUUUUAAGAGCAUUGGGCUGGUACCUGGUAUUUUCUAGCCGGCCUCGAAGUUGGUCAAGCUCUGUGUGCUUUGAAUUUAGUUCGAAAAUGUCGCCGCGAAUUAUAUCACGGUCUUCUUCUCAUCGCGAUUACCUGAAUUUUCAAAGAUAAAAGACUUUAGAAAGCUGAAAAAGAGGAGAUAAGUGCAAAAUUGGAAUCAAAAAAAGUGUCAGGCGAAGUCGAAAUGGUGUUCAAAGGCCGCUAAAAAGAAGAGGCUCAAAAAACCGCAAAAAGGGAGCAAAAAAGUCCCUUUAUUGAGCUAUCCAUUUUUUCUAGAAUCCUUAAGGCUCAAGAAAUGGUGGAAAAAAAGGGAGAGGCAGCAAAAAUGAUUUAUAAGUACUAAUGAAAUGGCGCAAAAAGUAAGCAAAAAAAAGGAGCCUUUGUCACCCUGAAAGGACAUUUUUAUGGAGCCUUUUUCCACCCUUUCCGACUCUGCCUAUGAUAUCGGAUCAAGGUUUUUCUUAUUUAAUUCAGUUUUAAUAAGGUCAUGCCUUUUUUCUCUCAUUUAAAAUUCUUCGAAACUAAAAAAUUGGAAACCUCACAUCAAUCGUUCCAGUUGUAGUCGAUCGAUAAUUUUUCCGAUACACCUUUUCGUCUCCAUGCUCCAAGCGUUCUUUCUGAAGGAAAACUAAUUUUUAAAAAAUUUUUAGAUAUCAAACUGGUUUACUUGAAAUUGUUGGCGAGAAUCGACUGAUCAGAACAAUUUCGUUGAAAGCUUCCUGCAAUUAUUUGAACAUUGAAAAAAGCUAGUCAAUUUCAUUAUUCGAAUCGCAAUGUUUUGACUGAUUAGCUAAGUUGUAAGUAAGUUAGGAAAGCUUUAUUCAGUGAGAAGAACUAACUAGGCGGUGCGCUAGAGCUCCGCUCGGCCUUGUCAGAACUAAGAUUCCUAGACGCCGAAGGCCGUGACGGCAUUUUCCGCGGGGGUCCCAUCAUCGCUUUGUCAGCAUCGCGCUGCCAACAGUUUGUGCUUCAGCCACAGGAAUGGGCUUCGGCGUGACUUUGCGUAUCCAAUUUGCUAGCAAAGAGGAUCGGCACUCCGGGAGUCCCGCGGGCCUAUUCUACUAGCGCUUACAACUCAGAAACUUAUUUCGGAAGUUAAAAAUUUUAUGAAGGCUCAAAACUCAUCUUUGACGUGGAAGUGCAGAAGCAAAGCGAUUCGUGAAGAAAUGAUAUUUGAAUCCAGGCCAUACAAAAAAAAUGACACGUUAUCACGUUGUUUUUGUACAGUUUUCGUUAAAUCGCAAACCGCUACUCCCUGACGUCAUUUCAUGACACCAUUCGUAACACAAGAAAUAAGCGUAAUCGAAAUAUUUAUUUUAUUCACGUGAACAUGAUUCAGCAGAUUAUUAUUAUCUCAUUUCAUCACGUCGACUGGUCGGUCUCUUUGCCGCUCUCUCAUGGGAUAAUAUUCCGACGCCCGUCAGCCCUGGACAAGCUGGGCGCUGUACUGUUCCAACAUGGUGAAGCAGUUUAUUCGCUGGUACUACCAACGGGCCAACAUUAUUUCCCAACGCUAGCUGUCACUCCGGGACGUAUUGGACAACGAUUGUGGACCGUCACCCGCGCCGACGACUAACUCUCCGAUUAUACCAUGAUUCAGCAGAGAUUUUCUUCAACUUACUCUGAAGACUGAAUAAAUUGAUAUGAAUUGAAAUUGAGAUUGAAAAAAUUAAAAAAUUGAAGAAUGGGAGGAGCCUGAAUUGCGCCUUUGCAUUAAAACUGCGCCUACAGGUUCAUGCAUUACUUAAGAAAAUAGGCUUAGUUUUAAGGCUUCACACGGAGGCGGAGCGCGCAUAGCGCGAAGCCGACUGUGGCUCGCUUCGAAAAAAACUGAGCCACAGUAAAAAAAUUCGUCAAAUAAAUGAAAUACUUGACAUAAAAAGGCUUUUAGUUUCAAAAAAAGUGGACACUAAUAACACUAUCAGGUCGCUCUAAACGAUUUGCAAACUUGAUACGCGUAGCGAAAAAAUCUGCGAAAUGUAUUUCCCCAAAAAAAAAAGAAAAAAAAAUUAAAGGAGCACACUGCGUAGGCGUGGGCCUCGACGCUUCGGAUUAUUCCAAACUUUUAAAAGGUUUCUAAAAAAAAGUAAGAAAAUAGAAGAAUAAAAAAAAGUUUCCAAUCAAAAGGGGAUUUUCAAAUGUGUUAUCUUUCUGUUUCUCAUGUGACCGGAAAAGUUUUCACGUCGAAUCUAAUUUUAUAAAUUGGAACGUAAAAAAUGAAUAAAAUGAUAUGGCUGCGUGCGCAAGUUUUGCAAAUGAAGAUGAUGUCAUAGGGAUGACGUCAGGGAGUAGCGGUUUGCGAUUUAACGGGAAGUUUUUUGUACGUGGUAUUUUUUUCGAUAUCAAGAAAAUGACCUUGCCACGGGGUCCACGUUUUUUUUUUUUUGCAGAGAAUGAAAUUUUUAUUCUGAAUAAAAUUCUGGGUCAUAUGACGUGAAAGGUAGAGCUACCGGAGACACUGAAAAAGUUUUCAAUGAUCAAAGUUUUUGAAUUUUUGGCUCUUGAAAAAACUUCACACAGCAUUGUCUGAUUCAAUUUGGCUCUAAUUACGCGAAUUAUGCUCCUACAAGAGGGCAAAACUGAUAGAAAAACCGCGGGUAAAAAAACUAGAGCGCCCAAAAAAAUUAAAAAAACUUUGACACGUUUUUUUCUGUUUUUUUUUAUCUAAUUCCACAGGCUUUAAUCAAAUUUUUUUAUUGGAGAGGUGCAGGUGAAAAAAAUAAAUUGUAUCAUCGGUUUUUUUAAAAAAUUAUUUUCUAAAAAAAUGUGUUUUUUUCUGCAGGAUUGUUGCAAUUCUACAAUAAGUAGAUUGAUUUUUUUCCUGUCGUCGGUUAUAUUUUUUUAUAAAUUUUUUUCAGUUAGUUCUGGGUGUAAUUUUUUUACUUUUUCAAAUAAAAAAAUUUCAAAAAUGAAUCCGUUCAUAUUUCAGAACGUGGAGAGUGAAUGUCAUGAAAAAGGCUGUAGACUUGCUCAAAUCUGCUCAGGGAACUGUGAAAUUGGUAGUUCGGUACACGCCACGGCUCCUUGACGAGAUGGAAAGGUUCGAUUUUUUUGUAUUUAUUAUUUUGUGGUUUUGCAAUUUCUUUGAAAUUAUUAUACCUUUUUUUGGUUGCCAUUUCUCAAUAAUGGUUUCUUCAACUAAUCAAAUUUGCUUUUUUUUUUUGAGAACUGUAACUUAUUAGAAAGCGUUCGAUAAAGUUCGAAAAUUAAUAAAUUCAAAACAAAGUUGUUCAAAUAAUCCAGAAGCUUUCGAAAAUCAUAAACAGAGUCCUAGGCCUUCAAAACAUCAAAAGUCCAUUUUUAGAAGCUUUUUAUGCAUUUUUUUUUAGUAUCAAUAGUCAAUUCUGCUGCUGAUGAAAACCCUCUUUGCAGAAGAUUCGAGCGACAACGAGUUCGAUCCAAUCAACAGAGCCCAACUGCCCUUCCUGGCUCUUCCAGACGAUAA
Molecule: messenger RNA, 4633 nt
Organism: Caenorhabditis auriculariae
Lineage: Eukaryota; Metazoa; Nematoda; Chromadorea; Rhabditida; Rhabditidae
Source: the annotation of a GenBank genome assembly